Messenger RNA from Lentinula edodes (shiitake mushroom), 1325 nucleotides. Its product is annotated as mitochondrial 50S ribosomal protein L3. NCBI's taxonomy places the organism in Eukaryota, Fungi, Basidiomycota, Agaricomycetes, Agaricales, Omphalotaceae. Gene Ontology annotation, molecular function: structural constituent of ribosome. The transcript is spliced from 5 exons. Gene Ontology annotation, biological process: translation. The coding region runs from base 61 to 1011 and encodes 316 amino acids. The record is from RefSeq and is a predicted model, not a curated record. Gene Ontology annotation, cellular component: mitochondrial large ribosomal subunit; ribosome.
CCUUAACCCUAAAAUAUCUCUCUUCCCUUCAGUCGAGCACGCUCUGACUUGGCUCUGACGAUGCUCAGGCUAUGGACGUUGAAACAGAAGCCACAUCGUAACUUGAUUCUCAAAUGCCUUCAUAGCUCAUCCAACGUAGCGGCCUCGACUUCCUUCGUCUCCUCAAACGCGCCUUCACCGCCUACUAAAUGGACUCCCGACUCAAUACGGACAGGGCUUAUUGCACGUAAACGAGGGAUGACUGCGUUAUGGAAUGAUCAGGGCGCUCGACUACCAGUUACUGUCCUUCAAUUAGAAAAUUGCCAAGUUACAGCCAAUAUUGUAACCACUCGUCAGGACAAGUCGGAAUACCACGCUGUUCAGGUCGCCGCUUCAGACAAGCCGUUGAAAAGAACGACAAGACAAAUGCAAGGUCAUUUCCGGAAAGCGAAAGUCAACCCGAAACGUAUCGUGAAGGAGUUCUCAAUUACAUCAGAUGCUCAUGUUCCAAUUGGGACCACUUUUUCAGCGAUACAUUUCGUGCCCGGGCAGUAUGUUGAUGUCAUUGCGAAAUCCAUCGGAAAGGGCUUCCAAGGUGGAAUGAAGCGUUGGAACUUUAAAGGUCUGAGAGCUAGCCAUGGUGUUUCCGUUUCACAUCGUUCUGCUGGUGCUACUGGUGCACAUCAAGACCCUGGAAGGAUUUGGCCUGGGAAAAAAAUGGCUGCUCGCAUGGGCGGUCAACGUAUCACAACGCAGAACUUGGCAGUUGUUCGAGUGGAUACUAGCCUCAACCUUAUAUAUCUGCGAGGAGCUGUUCCUGGCGUCGACGAUGCGCAGGUCAUGAUUCGCGAUGCCAAGAAGCUUGCUGCUGUGGGCCGUCACAAUCAGGCAAAAGGAUUGUACGAGAAGGUUCUGCCUAAAGGAGUGGACGAUUUACCGUUCCCUGCUGGAACUUUAGAGAUGGCUAAGACCCUACCGUCAAUAAUUGAAGCACCUGCGUAUAGAGUUAGUCCCUUUGUACCUCGGGAAUAAAUAUGUGCACCUACAUGCUCUGCUAAUUUCACAUUGUACUUCACAUAAAAUCAGUACCUUUACUGACAGAUAAAAUCGGUUUAUCAUGCUGAAGUACUUAAAUGUCGAAAAAAAGUUUCAUUCGGAAAACGAUUACAUAGUAUGCUAUCGCGGUUUUGAUUGAAGAAUACGCCAUUGCAGGAGAUUGCAGAGCAUUGUUAAUGAGCCCGAAGUACAAAGGCCGCAUCCACGGUAAAAUUCGCAAAUUGUUGUAAAACAUAAUUGAAAAGCGGAUAUACAGUACUUAGACCCUGAAAAAUUAAAAUGUAAUCACC